Molecule: messenger RNA, 441 nt
Organism: Tripterygium wilfordii
Lineage: Eukaryota; Viridiplantae; Streptophyta; Magnoliopsida; Celastrales; Celastraceae
Product: stress-induced protein KIN2-like
Exons: 2
Coding region: 41-241 (66 amino acids)
Source: RefSeq, a predicted model, not a curated record
AGUAGUUUGAUUCACUUCCUUGUGAGAUUUUAGCAGAAAGAUGAAUGAUUCUCAGAGCGCAGGUUUCCAAGCUGGGCAGGCCAAAGGCCAGGCACAGGAGAAGGGCAGCCAAAUGAUGGACAAGGCUAGCAAUGCUGCCCAAUCUGCCAAGGAAUCAUGCCAAGAGGCUGGACAGCAGAUGCAGGCUAAAGCACAAGGGGCAGCUGAUGCUGUCAAGAACAGUGUUGGGAUGAACAAAUGACUGCUGCUGAUCAUCUUCUCCCUGGACUCUGUUUUUCAAGUUUUUUAAUCUUCUAUAUAUGGAGCUGUUAUUGAUCUUCAUUUUGAAAUAAGAGUAUUUUUGGGUUUUGGUUACUAUUCACAUAUGAAAUGCAUCUAUAGAAUGUGAUGCAAAUACACCCACUUCUCAUAUUUACGGUUCAAUAAAUCAAUACUGAUCAA